This is a messenger RNA of Closterium sp. NIES-65, 888 nucleotides long. The record is from the annotation of a GenBank genome assembly. NCBI's taxonomy places the organism in Eukaryota, Viridiplantae, Streptophyta, Zygnematophyceae, Desmidiales, Closteriaceae.
AUGAGGCAAGCUAGGGGAUGGGGCAGGCGGGGAUGGGCAGACGGGAUGGGGCAGACGGGGAUGGGGCAGACGGGAUGGGGCAGACGGGAUGGGGCAGACGGGGAUGGGGCAGGGCGGGAUGGGGCAGGCGGGGAUGGGCAGGCGGGGGAUGGGGCAGGCGGGGAUGGGGCAGACGGGGAUGGGCAGACGGGGGAUGGGGCAGACGGGGAUGGGGCAGACGGGUAUGGGGCAGGCGGGGAUGGGGCAGGCGGGGAUGGGGCAGGCGGGGAUGGGGCAGGCGGGGAUGGGGCAGGCGGGGAUGGGGCAGACGGGGGAUGGGGCAGACGGGGAUGGGGCAGGACGGGGAUGGGGCAGACGGGGAUGGGGCAAGGGCAGGGGAUGGGGCAGGCGGGGAUGGGGCAGGCGGGGAUGGGGCAGGGGGGGGAUGGGGCAGACGGGGAUGGGGCAGACGGGGAUGGGGCAGACGGGGAUGGGGCAGACGGGUAUGGGGCAGAACGGCGCCACGUCACCGCAUCCAGCAUCAGCCGAGAGAGCGACGAGGAGGAGGAGGACGGGGUGACUGACGGUUCUAAGUCUGCGCGUGUGAACGCCGAAACGCCAGCAUCGGAAUCGUUUAACGCGCCCGAGCGACUGGCGGUACUAUCUAUGGCACUGGUGUUAAUCGUGGCGGUGGAAGUGGUAGUAUUAGUGGUGCUGGCGGUGUUUACAGUGGUGCCGCUCGUGCCUGACUUGGCGGCUGAGCCGCCGGCUGCGCCUCGUCUCAUGGUGGUGGAGGUGGUGGUGGUGCUGAAGGAAGUUGCUGCGAAGCUGCUGGCAUUGUCCACGGACUCGUCGUACAUUACAGGUUCGGAUUGCCGCGCCUGGAAGAGAGAACGGGAGGAGAGGUAA